AUGGAAACAGUCAAAUCAAUGCUAGGUGCUGGUGGUGGCAGCGGGGCCGGCGAUGGCGGCGACAUGCCACAGAUUCCAAAGGAUGGGGACAUGCCCAGUCGAGAAGAAAUGCUCAAGACGAUCGAGUCGUUGCAGAAAGCCCAGAAAGCCCAGUCUACCGCCAACAGCCUCAAACAGAAAGCCAUGGCCAUGGCUUCAUCGGGACAACGCGAAAAGCUGCUAAAGGAAGCCUUUGACAAGGAAAUGGAAGCAAAUGGGCACAGCAAGAUGGCGAAACGAAUGCAAUCUGGGCCGUGGCAGGGGCUUGGAUUUGGCGGUGGAAUUGGAGCUGCCAGUGGGCUGGGCCUCGGUGCGGGUGUGGGCACUGUACUCGGAGCAAUACUGUCGGUGCCUGCGACGGGACUGGGGAUGCUUGUGGGAAGUGGCGUCGGUGCCAUCCAUGGGCCAUGGGUGAAGCUAGGUGGCGGAAAGGGUGGCAAGGUGGAAGAAGUACCGUUUGAGGAUGCGGAUCCGGGGAGGGUGGUUGACGCCUUAGAGGCGGAGCGUAAAGCGCGGCUUGAGAAAGGAGCUGCAUCGGACAGCGUUGAGUCGACAAAUGGGGACGAGAAGCCGCGUAGAAAGCCGCCGAAGCUGGAGAUCAGGUCUAAGAAGGGUGCCGAUUCGAACCAAGAUCAGGACACAACUGGUGACAGCGCUGUAAAGAAGGAGUCUGAAGUCAAGAAGGAGCCUAGUGUCAAUACUGGCGUGUCCGAAGAAUCAAAGCCAGCCAGACGAAAACCGAAGAAGCUGGAGAUCAGGUCAGGAAAGGAUGGCCAAAAGCCGGCAACUGCAAAAGCCUGA
Molecule: messenger RNA, 840 nt
Organism: Cladophialophora yegresii CBS 114405
Lineage: Eukaryota; Fungi; Ascomycota; Eurotiomycetes; Chaetothyriales; Herpotrichiellaceae
Exons: 1
Coding region: 1-840 (279 amino acids)
Source: RefSeq, a predicted model, not a curated record